Molecule: messenger RNA, 1839 nt
Organism: Paramecium tetraurelia
Lineage: Eukaryota; Ciliophora; Oligohymenophorea; Peniculida; Parameciidae
Exons: 9
Molecular function (GO): phosphatidylinositol binding
Source: RefSeq, a predicted model, not a curated record
AUGGAUUCUAAACUUAUUAUGUAAUAAUUCAAAAUAACCCAAGAAUUCAAUAAGUUUUAAAUAGCAAUAAUAAUUCUCUCUCAAAGUUUUACACCAGAAACAGCACAUAUAUUGUUUAGAUAGCAGUCAGAGAGACCGAAUUUAUUGUAAAGAUAGCGGAAUCAAAAAGAAUGUGAUGCAAAAGAUUUGUACACAUUAAUUGUCAAUAACAAUAUGAUUAAAGAGAUUAGGAUUAUUAAUGUUUUUAAGGAGGAAGAUCGAGAAUCAAUUUUCAAAAAUCAUAUUGUGAAUUAUGUAAUCCAAAUAAGAACAGAUUAUAUCGAUUAUACAAUUCCAAAAAGAUAUUCUGAGUUUGAGAGAUUAUACGAUUCAUUACCAAUUUCUUAGAAAAUCAUGCCCAAAUUUCCUUAAAAGAAAGUUAUUUAAACAAAUUCUAGAAAAACAAUUGCAAAAAGAUAAGAAAUGCUUGAAAAAUUUUUAUAAUAUUUGUUACAUCAUUUAGACCAUUCAUUAUAUUUGUUUUUGGACUUUAUAAAAAUUAAAGAGUAAUUCCAGAAAGGGGGUUUUGAUUAAAAUGUGAAAAUGCAUCAAUUUAGUAAAGAUGAAAAUGCCUUGUGUGAUCUCUUGGAAACAAGUCCAAAAAAAAUAUAACCAAAUAACUAGGCAGAAUAAAUGAUAUUACAUUUUUUAUGGAAAUUAAAUGAAACAGUUAAUGAAAGAGGCAAAAUAUUUUAGAAGAUGGAGAAGCAUUUUUUUGGUAAAAUUCAGUAGAUCUCUCCUCUGCUUUUGAAAGUAUUAUUAAUUGGUGAUGAUGAAAGGGAGCUUCAAGGAAUCAUGCAAAUGCUCUCAAUUUAAACUAAUGAUGUUCAAAGUCACAUCAGUUGCAUUAAUGGAUUCUAGUUCUUUAGGAAAAUUUUGGAAUAUGAUUAUAAUCCAAAUGCUGAAUAGGCAAUUAAAUUAUUUAGUGAAAUCAGUAUUAAGUAAUUCAGAACGAUGACGAUAUAAUCUCAUAUUUGUGGAUAGCAGAAGUUAUGCAAAUAGGAUUCAUUAAUGAUUCUACAUAAAUACAUUCAGUAGAAUCAAUUGAAAAAUCAAAUGAUUAACUAUUUAUUAGUUGAUGAUGAGGCUAUUCGAGAAUAUGAUUCCUAUGUUUAGAAACAGGUGAAUAAGAUGAAUGAUGAGGUUAAAUAAAUAAGGGAUAGCAAUGAAAACCUGUAAGAGUUAUUGCCCACUAAAUCUAAUUCAAUCGAACAUGCUAUUCUAGAAUAGGAACCUACGCUUGAAUAAUUAGUUGAAAUAAGUCAGAUGAACCUAAAUUGGAAAUAUGUUCAAGAAUGUGGAAGACACACUAUGUAUCAUCUUUAAGGAUAAUUUAUCAAGACAGUUCAUCCAAUUGAAUGUCCAAUUGAAAAGGCCAUACAAAUAUUCACUGAUCUUAAACAAUAAUGGUUCCAUGGAAUGCUAUAGAAAGAUGUUUUGGAGAAGGUUGAUGAUUAUAGAAGUGUGAUCGUAGAAUACUACAUUUGGGAAGACAAGUCGACCUUUAAGAAAAUGGCUUUCAUUAGUGAUUAAGAGAUUCUUAAAAUUAACGAUUCCACUUAUCAAAUCACAAUUGUACCAAAUAAUAAGCAAUUGCCUAUCCAUUACAAAUUGAAAUGUGAUCAAAAAGGUCAAAAAAUGAGUCUUAUUCUGAUUAAAUCAAUACAAUCUAAUCAUACUGAAGUUGUGAUUUAUCAGAAUAUAAUGGAUCUCACUUUCAGAAAUGCUUUGGCACCAGUUAUAUUGAAAGAGAUUCCUUGGUUCAAUGAUGCCAUAUCUAAACUAAAAGCCUUGCUAUGA